Molecule: messenger RNA, 4433 nt
Organism: Zeugodacus cucurbitae (melon fly)
Lineage: Eukaryota; Metazoa; Arthropoda; Insecta; Diptera; Tephritidae
Gene: svp
Product: steroid receptor seven-up, isoforms B/C
Exons: 4
Coding region: 1102-3540 (812 amino acids)
Biological process (GO): anatomical structure development; cell differentiation; regulation of transcription by RNA polymerase II
Molecular function (GO): zinc ion binding; RNA polymerase II cis-regulatory region sequence-specific DNA binding; nuclear receptor activity
Source: RefSeq, a predicted model, not a curated record
UUGCCCGGCCAUAGAGCGCAGACAUAGGCCACGAAAUCGCUUAUACUACUACAAACAACACCACCUCUGGCACAUCUGCGCCGCCCAGUCUCAGUGUCAUGCGAGUGAGCGAGGCGGCGUGCAACUUCCACUCAAAAGCGGUUAUUAUCUGACGGCGAGAGUGCGAGCAGUGCAGACUAAUGAAGGCACGAUUUAGAUUUCAGGGUGGUUGACUGGGGCUAGCAGCAUUACUGCUGUUGACUUGGCGUAUGGUUGUUUAUCUUCGCUCAGAGCUCUGCGUCAGUGUGUUUUAUAUUGUGCUCGUGGUGGCAAUGUGGUAGCUUUGAGUGGUGGAAUGAGAGAUUUGUGUGAUGUGUCGUUAGGUCGAAACGGUCGAGUCGGGUCGGGUCGUGUACCUUUUGCCACGAAUGUUUUGCCAGUCAGGCUCUAAAAGGCCUUACGAAAACAGCAAAAAGUUUUAAGUUCGCAUGACGCGCAUAUCUUUCGAAUCUCUGAAUGAAGUUAUUCUUAUAUCUACUUGCGUAGUUAUGACAAGAAGGAGAAUAUCUCAAGUUAUACAAAGUGUGUGACAAUCGAACUAAAUUGAAGAUAUUUUCUAAAUAAUUCAAGUUAAUCGAAUAUAUAAGUUUAAGAAAUUCAAAAAAUACGCGCGAAUUGUGAUUCAAAAUAUUUAAGCAAAAAAGUCUUUAUUUAUUUUUUGGUGUGUUUUCCAGUGCAGCAACCCGUUAUCUAUAAAAAGUGUUCGCAAGAAAAUCUUUUCCAACCGCAAAUAAUGAUAAAGUGAAAAAUAUUUAUGAGUGUUGUGAAAAGUUAAUCAUUAAAAAAUGAAUGCUGGCUAAAAAAUAUUUUUACAAAUAGCAAAACAAGAUUUAAGAAAAUUAUCAUUGAAUUAAACAUUUCAGAAGUUUUACGUGUUUAAUUUUCUGAAGAUAAAAUAAGUAUUAUACAAAAAUUACGCAUUGCGAAUAAACGCGCUAACAUACACUAGCUAAAAUACAUAGUCUGGUUCAGCCAGUCAAACGGUAUCGUCCCGUCUACUAUUGACGGGAUAUUUGCAAAGUGCAUACUUCAUUUCCUUCUUACACCCCGCAAGCCGCCAAAAUGAUCACUCACAAUUCAUUGAGCGUGUAUGGUGGCGGUGUCAUGUGCGCAUCACCAUCCACUGCUCCUGGUUUCUUUAAUCCUCGACCACAGUCCGGUGCAGAGCUGUCCGCCUUCGAUCUCGGCCUACCCCGGUCUAUGGCGCUGGGCGUUCCACCGCCCUCUGCAUGGCAUGAUCCCAACCUCGGCGGUCAUCUGCACGCUUCCGCUGGACCUGGCUCUCUGCCCGGUACAGCAGGUGCAGGUGGUAGCUCUGUGGGUACUGGCGGCGGCACAACUCCAUCCAGCGUUGCCAGCCAACAGUCGGCCGGUAUCAAGCAGGACAUUUCAGCAUUGACGGGUGCCGGCGGUCAGUCAAAUACACACAACCAAAGUGGUCACCACGCAAUCAAAGAGGAUCUCUCCAGCCUGACGGCGGCUUCAGCAGCGGCCAGUGCAGCAGCCCACCAUGCAGCGGCAGUGCAUCACGCCGCGGUUGCUCAACAAAACCAUGGACAAGAAUUGGGAGUCAUGAUCAAAGGCCAACAGACGGGAUCAAGUUGCUUAGGCGCAGGCAGUACAGCAGGCGGUGGAGGAAAUAGCGGGGGCGGCGGUGGCAGCACAACGCCUAGUUCCCAGGCGAAUAGUUUACAUUCACAGGGAAGUAACGGCGACUCCAAACAGAAUAUGGACUGCAAACAAAACAUCGAGUGUGUGGUGUGCGGAGACAAGAGCUCCGGCAAACACUAUGGCCAAUUCACCUGCGAAGGCUGUAAAUCGUUCUUCAAGCGCUCGGUACGACGAAACUUAACUUACUCGUGUAGGGGGAGCAGAAAUUGCCCAAUCGAUCAGCAUCAUCGAAACCAAUGUCAAUAUUGCCGUUUAAGAAAGUGCCUGAAAAUGGGAAUGCGACGCGAAGCUGUUCAACGUGGUCGUGUGCCUCCCACUCAGCCCGGUUUGGCCGGCAUGCAUGGUCAAUACCAGCUCGCGAAUGGUGAUCCCAUGUCUGUUGCCGGAUUUAAUGGUCACUCCUAUCUUAGUUCCUACAUUUCACUGUUACUGCGUGCUGAACCCUACCCAACGUCCCGCUAUGGUCAAUGCAUGCAACCGAACAAUAUUAUGGGUAUCGACAAUAUCUGCGAACUCGCCGCUCGUUUACUCUUUUCUGCCGUCGAGUGGGCCAAGAAUAUCCCGUUCUUUCCCGAGCUGCAAGUAACAGAUCAAGUAGCGCUGCUACGUCUGGUCUGGUCCGAAUUAUUCGUCUUAAAUGCGAGUCAAUGUUCAAUGCCGUUACAUGUGGCGCCACUAUUAGCUGCUGCAGGUCUGCAUGCAUCGCCGAUGGCGGCGGAUCGAGUGGUUGCAUUCAUGGACCAUAUACGCAUCUUCCAGGAACAGGUGGAAAAAUUGAAGGCGCUGCACGUCGACUCAGCGGAAUAUUCCUGUCUCAAGGCGAUUGUGCUCUUCACCACCGGUAAGUUGUUGGACAUCCUUUACCGGGAUAUUCCGGCGCUGCUAACUAAAGUUUCAGCAAAAGGCUCCAGUGCAGAACUGUCGCACGAACAAGUGUUGUUGAUAGUGCGUGAUCAUCUCGAAGAGCUUAAUAGGCAAGAAGCUGAAUCUCAACAACACACUUCAGCGGCCGCAUUUCACCUGGCCGCAUUUAUGAAAAGUGUUGCUGGUGUUGAAGCGGUUACGCAAAAUGCAUCCACGGUUACUGAAAACGCCUCUCUCACACCAUCUACAGCGACAUCUAGAUCAACUUUAGAUCAGAAUUCCGGAAAUGCAGGACCCACUGAGCAUUAUAUUGGCAAUGAUGACCGCAAGCCUACGUCGCAGCAGCUGGCCACAAGUUCAGCGAGCGGUCUAGGACACUCGGCUACAAGUGCCUUUAGCUCUUGUGCGCCAAGUCACAAAACCGCCGCUCACUUGACCAGCACAGACGAUUUACUUGCUGCCUUGUAUGCCAGUGCAAACUCUGCGGUGCCAGUCACCACCAAUUCUAACACUACCAACACAACCACAUCUACCUCGAACGCGAGUCAUAACAAUAGUAGUGGUCUGGGCGCUUCUAUAAAUACUCAAUCGCAAAUCGGUUCGUCCCUUCUUAAUAACCUAACCGCUUCGCCUUUGAGUAAUAACGCCAUACAUACCACUGUCGCUACCUCCCCCAAUACCGCAGUUAGUAAUCAUGGUGGGACAUAUCAAUCGCCACUUCAAACUGCUUCUCAACAGCAAUAUAGUGUACAUUCCCAUUCACUGAUGGCCCAAGACCAACAACAAGCCGCAGCGGCAGCUGCCACAGCAGCUAUGUUCUAUCAAACACCGCCUCGAUCUGCCUUCGGUUCGGCUUUUGAUAUGUUCCACCAUAGCACACCGUUCGGUGUCAGUAGUGGCGCUUCGUUCGGUAGUCCCAAUUAUAGAUACUCCCCGUACAGUUUUGGAAGUAGAUGGCAAUUGUAGUUUGAACUAGCCACAUAGUUGCUAACAUGAGGCUAAUCGAAAGUUGUUAGAUCUGCCGUAGAAUUCGGACCACAUAGUGUUUAGUCUAGUCUACAUAACAUAUUAUGUGUUAGCUGUACUCAUAUGUAUCAUAAGUGUAAUAUGCGGCGAAGCGCAGCCGAGUGUUGAACUCGGUCGUUCAGUGCAUAGAAGCAGAUCGUUCGUAACGAGCUGUUAUUAGAUUUUUAAUUAGCCAUAGAACGCUGUAAUUUAAAAAGAUUAGUUGUAUACUCUGUAAGACGUUGCAAUCACCUUAUUUAAUUUUAUAUAACUUAAUUAAUAUACGAACGUAUGUAUUAGUAACUAUAAUAUAUCAAUAUAAUUAUACGUAUAAUGUACGAGUAUGUAAGUAUGUCUGUAUGUAUGUAUAUAUGUCAAAGUGAUAUGCCUUCAGUGUGCUCGAAAUAUUUGAUCGAAGAUUAAAUCAGUUUAGUAAUAAGUGCCAACUAAUUUAUGUACUUAGUAUAGUUAAAAUGUAUGUAAGUCUAAUUUAUUCUAGAGGUAGUUUCGGUUAAAAAUCUCGAAGACUAUGAAACGGAUGAUAAAAAUGAAUAGUAAAAAUAUACAAUUUUGUUGUUUAAAAAUUAAAUUUUAAAACUCUUGAUCUUUUUAUUUACUAAUUGAGCUCAGACUUGCUGAGCAAAAUGAAUCACAAAUUUUUGGCUUAAGAUCGGUACUUCUAUCGAAACCUAAGUUGAGAAAAGUUGUUCGAGGUGAUUAAAAGUUGAAAUCGAUAUUGUUAAUCGAAUUUAACGAUUUAAAAUUUUUGACUAUUAAUUUUUUCGGAAAUAGAUGAAAAUGUAUUCAAAAUAAAAACAAAGUUUGUUAACAGGUUAAGUAAAUUUGAAUCUAUA